This is a messenger RNA of Adelges cooleyi (spruce gall adelgid), 2436 nucleotides long. RefSeq names its product acetylcholine receptor subunit alpha-like. Gene Ontology annotation, cellular component: synapse; postsynaptic membrane; neuron projection. The record is from RefSeq and is a predicted model, not a curated record. The coding region runs from base 278 to 1876 and encodes 532 amino acids. Gene Ontology annotation, molecular function: transmembrane signaling receptor activity; acetylcholine-gated monoatomic cation-selective channel activity. NCBI's taxonomy places the organism in Eukaryota, Metazoa, Arthropoda, Insecta, Hemiptera, Adelgidae. The transcript has 13 exons. Gene Ontology annotation, biological process: nervous system process; signal transduction; monoatomic ion transmembrane transport.
GGCAUUCUAUGCGACGUGAGUCCAGAGCCCCAACACCAUGCUCGCCGUCGUCGUCGUGCUUCUUACGCUAGCGGAACCGCCAACACCGCCAAAUGGCCAUCAGUGCGACUAAUCCAACGGAUGUGUGACCGCUACAGCGCGUGCCACUUACUUACAUACCGUCGCCGCCGUCGUCAAACCUAGAUAACACACAACCACACUGCCAUUAUCUAAAAGUUCUAUGAAGCCAUGGGAAUAUUUAACGUCAUGCUGUGACCUUUGAUAUGGUCACCGCAAAAUGAAGACUUUGGCCGAUGCCAUAAUACUAUGCAUAAUGCUCAUCAAUAUUUCCGGAUGUUCAAUGAAUCCAGACGCAAAAAGGCUAUACGACGAUCUCUUGUCAAAUUACAACAAACUCGUGAGGCCCGUCAUCAAUAUUACUGAUCCGUUGUCUGUUAAGAUCAAGAUCAAACUAUCACAGCUCAUCGAUAUUAACCUGAAAAAUCAAAUUAUGACUACGAAUUUAUGGGUAGAACAGUACUGGUAUGAUUAUAAGUUGUCGUGGAAUCCUAAAGAAUAUGGAGGAGUGGAAGGUUUACAUGUACCAUCCGAACACGUUUGGAGACCGGAUAUAGUACUUUACAAUAAUGCGGAUGGAAAUUUUGAAGUGACUUUAGCUACUAAAGCCAUACUGCAUUACACGGGUCGAGUGGAAUGGAAACCUCCAGCUAUAUACAAGUCUUCCUGUGAAAUAGACGUCGAAUUUUUUCCUUUUGACGAGCAAACGUGCGUGUUGAAAUUCGGUUCUUGGACGUAUGACGGGUUUCAGGUCGACCUAAGACACGUGGACGAAGACAACAAAUCUCGUGUGGUGGACGUUGGUGUCGAUUUAUCCGAAUUUUAUGCUUCGGUCGAAUGGGAUAUUUUAGAAGUGCCUGCUAUAAGAAACGAAAAGUAUUAUACAUGCUGCGAAGAGCCGUACUUGGACAUCACUUUUAAUAUUACUAUGAGGAGAAAAACAUUAUUUUAUACAGUGAAUUUGAUCAUUCCUUGCAUGGGAAUAUCGUUUCUUACCAUACUCGUGUUCUACCUUCCGUCGGACAGUAAUGAAAAAGUUAGCUUAAGCAUAUCUAUUCUCCUAUCACUGACCGUGUUCUUCCUGUUGUUGGCCGAGAUCAUUCCACCUACGUCUCUGGUCGUUCCAUUGUUAGGCAAAUUUGUGUUAUUCACUAUGAUACUAGACACGCUCAGCAUAUGCGUGACCGUCGUGGUAUUAAACAUACAUUUUCGUUCUCCUACCACGCACGUCAUGUCGCCGUGGGUGAGAAGAGUGUUCAUUCAUAUACUUCCUAGGAUGUUGAUUAUGAGAAGACCCCAUUAUCAAAUGGAGAGAAAAAAUUUAAUGGGCGCUUGUCACCGAAUCUUGGUAAAAACGUGUCAAGGUCUCGAACUUCAAGAUCAAGACUCAGCCGACCAUUUGAUCCAGAUCAAUGAUUUGUUUUCAGCCAGGGAUUUGGAGAGUGGGAUAAUAGGAUGUUGUGAAAUACACGGUCCCAUAGUCCCUAUACCGAGUCCGAACGAUUCGCAACAGAACGUUCCACUUCCAAGGGGUAAAAAACAUUGGCACGAUUGUCCGGAACUGCAUAAAGCCGUCGAAGGAGCAGGGUUCAUAGCCGAUUACAUAAGGAAAGAAGAGGAAGAAAAGAAGAUCAAAGAGGACUGGAAGUAUGUCGCCAUGGUGCUGGACAGGUUGUUUCUGUGGAUAUUCACUUUGGCCGUGACCAUGGGGUCAGCAGGAAUAAUCCUACAAGCUCCAACGUUAUACGACAGUCGGUUGCCGAUCGACGUGGGAACUUAUACGCCGACGGUGAAUCAAAAUUACAAUAACAUUAUGUAAGUCAAAAAUUGCUCAAUUCGACCGACAAACAAACACUUACACUGAUCUGACGACGAGCAAGUUGCGGCGAGGCUAUUUUUACUGGUUUACUUUACAGUGUAUAAUAUUAUAUUGUACAUUCAGAUAUUUAGUAGGUAACGUUAGGGGCCAACAAUAUACCUACUGCAAGGGUUGUUGUUGAUCACGUGCUGUGACAAUUGUGUCAAUUUCGCUAUUCGAGAUACUAUUUUUAUGUAAUCUACAAAUUAUAUUACUAUGUAUGUUAAAUAUUUAGAUAAAUAUUUUUAGAUUGUUUUUCUUUAUAAAUCAAAUGCCUAUUUAUCUAGUUUACACCAACGAAAAAUGUCUAAUAUAGAAGAGAACGCAUCAAAUGUAAACAUAGCAAAUUAGUAAUAUAAUAUCUUUUUAUAGUUCGUAUGUUAUUUUAAAAAAGGUGAUGGUAAUAAUAACAAUAAUAAUCGAAUAACGUAGUUAUAUGUACAUAAUUAUAUUAUUUUAAUGAUGAUGAUGGUGAUGAUUAGUUGGAUUUAUGAAAAAUAAAAAUAUAUAUAUGUUGUUGU